GAGUAACUUAAACAUGACGAAGUGCUUAUUCCUCUUAUCUCUCUGUUUGCUUCCCUUUGUAGUCUUUUCAUCAACUUUCACUUCGGAAAAUCCCAUUAACUUACCCACAGCUACUUCUGCUAAGUUAGUGGUAGACGUGAGCGGUAAAGCACUUGAUCCUCGUGCAAGUUACCGUAUCCUUUCCAUUUGUAGGGGAGCCUUAGGUGGUGAUGUGUACCUAGGCCCCUCCCCAAAAUCAACUUCCCCUUAUAAUUGUCUAGACGACGUGUUUCGUUACAACUCCGAUGUCGGACCUAGUGUUACACCCGUUGAAUUCAUUAAGUCUGAUCAUACCGGACCAGGUAUCUUUGAAAACCAAGACAUUAACAUCAAAUUUUUCACUACAACUACGAGACUGUGUCUUAAUUAUACAACUUGGAAAGUCGGGGACUGCGAUGUAUCUCUAGGGGCGAGAUUGUUGAAGACUGGUGGAACCAUAGGCCAACAAGAUAGUAGCUGGUUCAAGAUAGUGAAAGCAACACAAGGGCCAGGGGGUUACAACUUACUCUACUGUCCAGGCACCUUUGUUUGUCCAUCCUGCCCUGUUGAUCAAUGCCAAACAGUGGGCCAAGUUAUCAAAAAUGGAAAGAGACGUUUGGCUCUCGUGAAAGACCAGCCUCUUGGUGUGCUAUUCCGCAAAGUCUAGUUUACAACGCCUGCU
Lycium barbarum (goji berry) is the source of this 700-nucleotide messenger RNA. RefSeq names its product serine protease inhibitor 5-like. Gene Ontology annotation, molecular function: endopeptidase inhibitor activity. Lineage: Eukaryota; Viridiplantae; Streptophyta; Magnoliopsida; Solanales; Solanaceae. The transcript has a single exon. The coding region runs from base 14 to 685 and encodes 223 amino acids. The record is from RefSeq and is a predicted model, not a curated record.